GGUAUUCGCCGAAUCACUCAGAGAAUGUCAAUAGCCAUAAUUUUUAUCGUGGAAACUUUCCUCAGAACCUUUUACUGUCAACUUCUUCGAGCCACCCACUCCAACCGCGCCACCCCUGUUUAGGAAAGUAGGAAACGCGAGCAACGUAAAUUAUCGAGUCGCGUAAACGUACCGGGUCGCGGUAGAGUAGAUAUUAUGACGUUCGCGAAACUCAUGCCAACCCGUAACGUCCAUCCUAAACGUGCACAUUCUCAAGGGAUCGUGUCGAGGUCGCAACAAGUCACUCGAGUGUGCUCAAGACCGACGAUCCUGGCAUUGACUCUCCGUCUCUGGAGGCACCGUGUAUUAUUUAACGCGCGGUAGAUCAAUGGCGUCUUAUGGAUCGGCCGGACGGUGGUUUUCCGCGAUGGCGCGUAGUGUUUUCGCGAUGGCGACGCACUUGACCACGACUACUCGACCAGCAACCUGGAACACCGCACGAAGUCAACGUUGAUCCUGAACUCACGAAUCCUGAAAUAAACUUGCAAAAGACAGGAUGCUAGCGAGUUUCAGGCGCGUGUUCAAGUGUUCCCUGCCAACGUGUCGCAAUUUCCACUUUCCAGGGAUGGAGAAGGCAGAGUCCUCCAACGAGGACGAUAGCAAUACCGAGCUGGAGGACCGGGAUCCCAACAGCUUGAACAAACACCUUCAGGUGAUGUGGGAUGAUGUGAUCGGGGAACCGGAAGGAAUACGCAGUCCGGAGUGCGCGUGGCGUCUAAGCGGUCACUGUUUCCGGUUGUCCAGAAGCUGCUGUUACGUGUUUCUCUCGGUCCUCGUAUCUCCUUUACUCGCCCUUUGCUUCGGUUUUACGUUUGCCUGCCUCGCGUUUCAGCAUAUAUGGUGUCUGGCGCCAUGCCUCCGCGUUUGGAAGAUCAGCUGCGCGGCGACAAGGAAUUUUCUCAGUGCUGUGACACACGCCAUCGUGAAACCAGUUAUGGAAUCCCUCGGCUAUCUGUUUCACAAUAUUCGGGUGUAUAAUCAGAAGUUACCGGAUGGUUCAGCACAAAAAGACGAUAUUCUCGUUGUAUAAGAUCGGAUCAUAAAACGAUAAAGUUUUGCAUUCGUAAAUCAUCGAAGUGCCUUUUAAAUCAAUCAGCAACAAUCGGCAUAAAGCAUUCCACGAAACAAAUCGCUUUUCUUAACUUUCUCCGUCAGUCCAUUCUUCGUUUUUCAACCUGCAAUCGUUUCUCAUGUUUCCACUUCGUGAUCGCAGUUUUAAUUGUUUACGAUGUAGAAUUGUCAGUAGCACGAUUCUCGUUAAUAUUUGAUCAUUAGAUCUAUAUAUCUAUUGUUAUAAAGUUUUAUAAAUAAAAUAUACUCUAUGAAGAACACCUGUUGCAAGUCAA
Molecule: messenger RNA, 1385 nt
Organism: Bombus pascuorum
Lineage: Eukaryota; Metazoa; Arthropoda; Insecta; Hymenoptera; Apidae
Product: caveolin-3-like
Exons: 3
Coding region: 536-1069 (177 amino acids)
Biological process (GO): caveola assembly
Cellular component (GO): caveola
Molecular function (GO): molecular adaptor activity
Source: RefSeq, a predicted model, not a curated record